This is a messenger RNA of Sinocyclocheilus rhinocerous, 2818 nucleotides long. Its product is annotated as oxysterol-binding protein-related protein 3-like. Gene Ontology annotation, cellular component: plasma membrane; nuclear membrane; cytosol. Gene Ontology annotation, molecular function: cholesterol binding. Bases 774 to 2813 code for a protein of 679 amino acids. The record is from RefSeq and is a predicted model, not a curated record. NCBI's taxonomy places the organism in Eukaryota, Metazoa, Chordata, Actinopteri, Cypriniformes, Cyprinidae. The transcript has 20 exons.
GCGAAGGCAGCGCAUCUCCGGGACUCGUUUUUUACUCAGCACUGAUUACUUAAUUUAAGCGUUUUAUUUCUACAUGUCAUAUAAUAGCUGUUUGUUUCAAUAUUUAAUUGUAUCCAGUUUUAUAGUUUGGAGGUCUGUUACGUUAAUACCUAACGUAAACUUCACGAGAGAAGACAGUCUCGUAAAACUCUUUUGUUUGUUAUUAUGUUUCGAUUGAUACGGUGUGCUGAUGACAAGAUGCCGCGCGGAUACAUAUCGUAGUUGUGAAUUUAGCAGUUUUCUUAUCCUCCGGAAGUGGCGGUCAGUCUGGUGUACCACUAGUAACUUCACUUUAAAAGGCUCGAACACUGUGUCCAAGCUUUGGAAGAACAAGCAAAUGGAGACCCACAACUGCUGAGCUGUCAGUUCUCCCUCCCUCUUCUCCUCUCCUCCAGUUCCUCCUCUUCCUCUCCUUUUUACAUUCUUCCUCUCACUGAGAGCAGGAGAUGAGCUCAGAGGAGAAAAGUUCCACCAUGUCACAGAAGAUCUCCUCUCCAUCUCACAGCAAUAGCAGUUCCUCCUCAAAACAUGACAGCAGACAGGCAACAGAACUAAACAAGGCAGGAGAACAGGAACAGAGAGAAACACAACCAAAAGUCCAUAACUGUAACAGUAGCUCCUCCCCCCCAGAAGGCGCAACCUCAUGCCGUAAAGAGACCAUCUGAGGAGGAAGGGGGCAACUCUGGAGGAAGAUGCAGAGUGUGCCAAGGGUAGGAAUGCUGAGGAGAUAAUGGAUGGAGGAGCCAGGAGCAGGAGGAGCCAGAUGUAGACCCAGAGACCAGGCAGAAAGGAGGCCCACGGCGGAGUUGACGGAAGGAGGAGCCAUGGUAGAGGACAGCUGGGAGAUCGUCGAGGGUUUGCGUGGUGGUCUUUCCAAUGUUCAGGAGCCAGAGAAGCAGGCCGGCUACAUGCUGAAGAAGAGAAAGUGGCCCAUGAAAGGCUGGCACAAGAGAUUCUUCUACCUGGAUAAGGGCAUUUUGAAGUACGCCAAAAGCGCAGCUGAUGUGAGUCUAAAAGUCUGCCCUCCUAAACAGCGUCAUGAAGUGGCCAGGCGUGCCUCUCUCGCAAAGCAGUCCUCUCUCCAUUCGCCGUUAUCUUUUACCAGCCAGGCCAAGGUGACCGCCUGGCUCCAGUCUUCUGAUGACACGGACAGGUGCACCAAAGAACUCUCAGUAUGUGAGGCUCAGCUGCUGGAACUGAAUCACUUGUUGAGAAGUAUGGAGGUGUUGCACCGCACCUGCUCCGCCCCAGCCAUCAACGCUCUGCAGGCCUCAACGUACGACAGCCCAAAAAAAGAGAAGAGACAUCCCAGAAAAUGGCGUCCCAAGAAUUACGGGAAAGACAACAAAACAACCCUGCAGGUUCCGAGCUGUAUCUCAGCAGGCUCUGUCCGUCUCCAUGCAUCCAAUCCCAACCUUUCUUCAGUAGACCUGACCAAUGAGAAGACUUACCAUGAAAUUCUAGAAUCGCCUAUAGACGUAUCUAAACUGCAGGAAGACUUCUGCCGUGUCGCAAACAACCUUCAUACAACCAUGAAAUCAGCCCUGUGCAUGUUGACGACAGAGAAAGAGAGACUUAAACAGAUGCUGGAGCACGAGUCUUGUCCUGCCCCCUCGGCCCAGCUCCUGGGACUGAAGAAUACCCUAGCUGCUAAGCAAGACUCCAGUGAUGGUUCCCGUCCUCUUGUUCACCAGGCGUCUAAUGAGAGCAGAGCUUCCAUUACAGAGUCUCUAUCGGAGUUCUUUGAUGCGCAGGAAGUGCUGCUGUCAGCUAGCUCUUCAGAAAAUGAGCCUUCGGAAGAUGACUCAUAUAUCAGUGACAUCAGUGACAACGUGUCUAUGGAUAACUUCAGCAACGAGGUAGAGAAUGACAGACUCAAUACAGGCUGUGUAGAGAACGGUGGUUCUCAAGAACAGCGGCGGUCUUGUCUUCCCUCCCCCAGUCCCAAUACCAGCAACAUCAGCCUGUGGACCAUCCUGAAGAACAACAUUGGGAAGGACUUGUCUAAAGUAGCCAUGCCUGUUCAACUCAACGAGCCGCUCAACACUCUGCAGAGACUGUGUGAGGAACUGGAGUACAGCGAACUGCUGGACAAGGCUGCACACACACAGGACCCGUUUGAGCGCAUGGUGUACAUCGCUACAUUUGCUGUGUCCGGCUAUGCUUCCAGUUACUACAGAGCAGGAGGAAAACCCUUUAAUCCAGUGUUGGGUGAGACCUACGAGUGUGAUCGUCCAGACAAAGGCUUUUGUUUUGUGGCGGAGCAGGUCAGCCAUCACCCCCCCAUUUCUGCAUGUCAUGCCGAAUCUAAAAACUUCAUCUUUUGGCAAGACAUGAGGUGGAGGAAUAAGUUUUGGGGAAAGUCCAUGGAGAUUGUAUCUGUUGGAACUACACACGUGGUUCUCCCUGGCUUUGGAGAUCACUAUGAAUGGAAUAAAGUGACAUCAUGUAUUCACAACAUUCUGAGUGGGCAGCGCUGGAUCGAGCACUACGGCGAAAUCUCCAUCAAAAACUCCAACAGUGAAAAAUGCCAGUGUAAAGUCACCUUCAUCAAGGCGAAGUACUGGAACUCCAGCAUGAAUGAGGUGGAGGGAGGUGUCACAGAUCACAAAGGGAAAGUCGUGCACAAGCUGUUUGGGAAAUGGCACGAGGGGAUGUACUGCGGCAGCCCACCCUCUGCUACCUGCAUCUGGAGGAUGAAUCCCAUGCCUCCUGACUAUGAGCAGUACUACGGUUUCACUAAGUUUGCUAUGGAGCUCAAUGAGCUGUGCUGAUAAAC